GGGGUCUCCGAGAGUAAUUACAGCUAGAUUUUUUGAGAAGGAACUUCUUGGUGCGGUGAGCAGAGUGGGACAAAAAGUGAUGUGAGUGGAGCCGCCUAUUUUUUCCUUCUCCGGUUCACAAAAUACCGCUUCCCUAUUCCUCCGCCACGCAUAAACCCUCCCCGAAAGCUGUAAUAGCCGCGAUUGUAGAUGCAGACGCACUUGUUCGUCAGUGACAAACCCAGAUCGCUGGCAUUACGCCCUACAGUUCUUGAAGAGACACCUUCUGGAGUGCUCAUUUUUGAACAGGUCAAUACUCAGAACUACUCGUUCGAACCACCAAAAUGCAACGUAAAGUUGAUCGGAUCUGCUGAAUUCGACGCUUCCAAGUACUCUAUUGUAAAUUCUCGCCCAGUUUAUGGCUGCCUCGGUCUGAUAAAUGUUCAAAAUGAAUGUUUCUUAGCUGUGGUCACAGACUGUGUGCCAGUUGGUCGAGUGCGACCAGGUGAAGACGUUUACAAGAUCCAGACUGUGAACUUCUACUCAUUGGCAAACUCGCAAUACGAUGAUCUUGAUACAGCGUACAACAAAGAGACAUGGGACGCAGACGAUGAUACGCAGGCCAAUAUGAUACAGCAUCCUUGUGCACAACUACAAAAGCUAUUUUCAAAUGGAUCGUUCUAUUUCACACCAGAUUUUGACCUGACUCGUACAGUUCAAGCAAGAACCUCCACCGCAUCGUUCGGAGUACACUCUUUCGACGAGCACUUUAUGUGGAAUCAGUUUCUCAUUAGCGGACUCAUGGAAUUCCGCUCAAAGUUAGACAAAGAGAAACAGCAAAAAUUGGAUAGAGGAGGGUUCUUGGUCUUUGCUAUACAAGGAUCCGUAGGAAUGGAAGAGGUUGAAAUCGGCGGCGAGAAGUUUGAACUCUCUGUUAUUUCAAAACUGAGUUGUCAGAGAGCAGGCACCAGAUUCAAUACUCGUGGAAUUGAUGACCAUGGCCAUGUUGCGAACUUCGUAGAGACGGAAACAAUAUUAUAUUCCGACCGUACAUGUUUGUCUUUUACCCAAAUUCGCGGAAGUGUACCAGUCUUUUGGGAGCAGCAAGGUGUGCAAUUGAUAAAUCACAAGAUACAAAUAGCUCGAAGUUCAACCGCUACACAACCUGCUGUAAAUCGCCACUUUCAAGAGUUAUUGGUUCGCUAUGACAAUGUCCACAUAUUGAAUCUUCUUAGCCAUAAAGAUAAUUCUGGAGAGCAGUUGCUAAGCAACGCCUACGAUACAGCUGUCCAAAAUUUACCGACACCACCGGGAGCAGUUGUAAUGACCGACUUCGAUCUACACAAUGAAUGCAAAGGCGGGAGCUACGAAAACGUCUCUAAACUAAUGCAGCGCAUUCAAAGUGACUUCAGUGAAUAUGGUGUCUUUGUCAUGGACUCCAAUGACAAUCGUAUUGGAUCAAAACAGCGAGGAGUGUUCCGCACAAACUGCCUCGAUUGCUUAGACCGUACGAACUUGGUGCAGAAUGAAUUGUCUCGUUUGGCAUUGACCAAAUAUCUCGUCAAUCGUCCGCGAUCUGAUAAAGGUUACGGCCAGGGAUAUGACGGUAUUCUCAGCCGUCAUUCUCAUUUAUGGGCGGAGAAUGGAGAUAAUUUGUCUAAGCUCUAUGCAGGAACUGGUGCCUUGAAAUCCGCCUUUACAAGAACAGGCAAGGUCACAUUCAUGAGUGUGUUGGGGGAUGCAACUAAGUCUGUAAAUCGGUUCUACAUCAACAAUUUCCAAGAUAAAGCCAAGCAAGAAGUUAUCGAUCAACUGCUAGGAAAGUUAGUUGGCCAAAAAGAGAUUGCCAUCUAUGAUCCUAUACAAGACUCAGUGUCAGAAAUUAUGUUAAAGAGACUACAAGAAUAUUCCACGGUUCAAAAAAUAACAAUUUUUGCUGGAACAUAUAAUUUAAAUGGUCAAUCUUACCAGGGAGAGUCCCUCGAUGCUUGGAUCCUGCAACAUUUAGAUCAGCCAGACAUCUUUUGUAUCGGUUUUCAAGAAAUUGUCAAGCUAUCACCACAACAGGUUAUGUCAACUGACAUAGAGAAACGGAAAGUGUGGGAACGGCAGUUGGAAAUUACUUUGAAUAAGAGAAGCAAGAAAUCUCCUUACAUAGCCCUUCGAUCCAAUCAACUUGUGGGAGCUGCUUUACUGCUGUACGUCAAGCAGGACAUUGUGCACAAUAUUCGGAAUGUUGAAAGUGUAGUUAAAAAGACGGGACUCAUGGGAAUGGCAGGAAACAAAGGAGCUGUAGCCAUUCGUUUGGAUUAUUGCGACACCAGCUUUUGUUUUGUUUGCGCACAUCUUGCUUCAGGACACUCUAAUGUUGAGGAACGAAAUGCAGAUUUCCUCACUAUUGACCAAGGACUGAUGUUCCCAAAGGGCCGGGGAAUUGAGAGCCAUGACAAUAUUGUAUGGGUCAGUGACCUAAACUACAGAAUUUCAAUGAGUAAUGAGGAGGUGCGAUCUUGUAUAGACCAUGAUGACCUUCAGACACUCACUGAUGCUGAUCAGCUACUACAACAAAUAUCAGAAAACAAAACGUUUCCUGGUUAUCGAGAAGGCACCAUAACGUUCCAACCAACAUACAAAUAUGAUUUGGGAACGGAUAUAUAUGACACAAGUGAAAAGCAGAGAGUGCCUGCUUGGACGGAUCGUAUCUUAUUCAAGGGCCCAAGGCUACAAUUGUUGCAGUACGCAAGAGCUGAGCUGUAUACCUCUGAUCACCGUCCAGUUUUAGCUUUGUUUGAAGCAGAAAUAACAACUUUGGACCACGCGGCGGAGGCAAAAAUGAAGAACGAGUUGUACAAAGAAAAACUGCAAUCCGGUGUUGUGACUCAAGUGGAAGUGAAAUCGGCUAAUAAUAAGCCGCCUUUGCCUUUAACUCCACGGCCAAUUUACAACAGACCACCUCCACCACCUCCUCCAGCCACAGUUGUGGAUACAUUAGUUGAUAUCAAUGACGACGACGACGAUGAUGACUCGGAUGAUGAAAGCUUACCCAUGCCAAGCUCGGACGAUAAUAAAUGGUGGGAAGAUGGAAAAGAUAUUCCACAAGCAAAUGCAUCAUUUCCAGACAAACGUAAUCCGUUUGAGGCUAAUUCUUUGGAAGAAUCUGGUUUGUUUUUGGACUCAUCCGAAGCAUUGCUGGAUCAGUCUUCUACCUUUGAAGACUCUUGGGUACCGAUCCAGCCGUCAGGUUCUUCGUGGACGGCCGAUGAUGAUUUUGUUAAACCAAAGUCGCCAUACUCCGCAAAAAAAGUUGGUAGUAGCAACCUAGUGGGCGAAAGCGAGGAGAAGAAUGAUCAGCCAACUUUCAAUGAUUCGUUUGCUUUUUGGAAUGGAAAAAAAUAGCAGAAACUAUAGAAACUAGAUAACAAUUCCAGCUCUCAAAGAUCUCCUACCACUACAGAUGCCAUGUAUUUAUUACUCUUAUGCAAAGACCUACCUUUUGUAUCAUUACUGUAGAAAAAAAAGAUUCACAAAAAGAUGUUCUUUACGCUACUCUGAAUCCUCUCCAUAGCGGCGUUUGAAUUUUUCAUUUCAUUGAACAGCAUUGGGG
This is a messenger RNA of Umbelopsis ramanniana AG, 3583 nucleotides long. RefSeq lists its product as uncharacterized. Lineage: Eukaryota; Fungi; Mucoromycota; Umbelopsidomycetes; Umbelopsidales; Umbelopsidaceae. The coding region runs from base 190 to 3375 and encodes 1061 amino acids. Gene Ontology annotation, biological process: phosphatidylinositol dephosphorylation. Gene Ontology annotation, molecular function: phosphatidylinositol-3,5-bisphosphate 5-phosphatase activity; phosphatidylinositol-4,5-bisphosphate 5-phosphatase activity. The record is from RefSeq and is a predicted model, not a curated record. Gene Ontology annotation, cellular component: membrane; cytoplasm. The transcript has 21 exons.